CCAGAACAAAGCAAUAUGAUCAACUGAUUCAACUUCUUCCCCGCUUCGUGUUACUAUAUUGACAUUUAUACGAACGAAUGGCAUGUCUGUGUAAGUGUAGCCAAACGGUAUACGAUACAUUAAAAAGGAAGAAAUAGAGAUGAUGUUUUCUUAUAUCAUUUUUAACUCUUUACCACCUCGAAGCUCGAAACGUCCGCCAUGCCUCCAUUGAAAACUUCUAUCGCCGUGAUUGGCACGCUGGAUACUAAACUUGAGGAAUUUCUCUAUCUCAGAUCUCGAAUUCUUGGGAAUGAUCCUUCGCUGGCUGUCGUCCUAAUUGAUGCGGGCCGAUCCAUCAUAGAACAUGACGCCAUAACUAUCAAGCAAUGUGAAGUAUUAAAGGCCAGCGGGUUCCAAAGAGGGGACAAUGCUCUCAUGUCACUUCCUCGGGGUGACAUCAUCAAAAUUAUGACAAAAGGAGCUAUUAAAACAGUUAAGCAGCUCAAAGAUCGCGAAGAGAUCCAUGCUAUAAUUAGCCUCGGUGGUAGUGGAGGGACCAGUAUCGCCUCUGCCGUCAUGCGAGAGCUUCCUGUAACAUUCCCAAAGUUGAUUGUGUCCACUGUCGCCUCGAGUGAUGUGAGCUUUUAUGUCGCAGAGACUGAUAUCACUAUGAUGUACAGUGUGGUUGAUAUUGCAGGUCUGAAUGAGGUAUUGAAGGCAGUAGUGGACAACGCUGCAGCAGCAAUCGCAGGCAUGGCUAAGGCAUAUGCUAAGAGAAUUAGCAACGACCAUAAUGAUAUCGAGACUACUAGGAAGGGAAUUGGAAUUACGAUGUUUGGGGUCACCACAAAAGGGGUAAAUGCUGCACGCAAGCGGCUGGAAUCCUACGGAUUCGAAGUCUAUGUGUUUCAUGCUACGGGGUCUGGCGGGAGAGCGAUGGAGAGACUCGCUACAGAAGGUCGACUCCACGGUAUCCUAGAUCUGACUACCACCGAGCUGGCCGAUGAACUAGCCGGCGGGGUGUUCAGCGCGGGCAGUAGCAGAUUGAUGGCUGCUGCCAGAGCAGGCUUGCCUCAGAUAGUCAGCGUUGGUGCUCUGGAUAUGAUAAACUUCGGACCUAUGGACACUAUGCCAAAGAAAUUUCGAGAGAGAAAACUCGUCGAGCACACUCCUUCGGUAACCAUAGUUCGAACGACAGAGCAAGAAUGCGACGAGCUGGGGAGGAGAAUAGCGCAGAGACUUAAGGAGAACUGUACUAGGCCCGAAUUUACGGAAGUAUGGCUUCCUUUGAGGGGCGUUAGCGCUCUUGAUGUACAAGGACAGGCAUUUUACGACAAGGUAUCUGACGAGGCGUUAUUUACGGCCAUCAAGAAUGGUCUUGAAGGGAGUGGGAUAUCGGUCAAUGAGCUUGAUACUGAUAUCAACGACCCAGGUUGGUCAGACAGUAUAGCUAAAAGGCUCAGGGAGCUUAUUGAGCUGAAGGGAUAAAAUCAGAAAUGACGAGCGAUAAACUAUGGCUAUCCACGGCAAUCCAGGUAGAAACCCCGUAGGAUCAUACCAAAAUGAUUCUCCAACUUCAUAGAAUCAGCCGUAAAAGUUAUCCACAAGUCCUUAGGUUACCGAGCAUCCUUAACCGCCUCAGCAAGAAGUCUUUCA
This is a messenger RNA of Daldinia vernicosa, 1635 nucleotides long. RefSeq lists its product as uncharacterized. The coding region runs from base 199 to 1467 and encodes 422 amino acids. NCBI's taxonomy places the organism in Eukaryota, Fungi, Ascomycota, Sordariomycetes, Xylariales, Hypoxylaceae. The record is from RefSeq and is a predicted model, not a curated record. The transcript has a single exon.